This is a messenger RNA of Aspergillus alliaceus, 2097 nucleotides long. RefSeq lists its product as uncharacterized. Bases 1 to 2097 code for a protein of 698 amino acids. Gene Ontology annotation, biological process: diterpenoid biosynthetic process. The transcript has 4 exons. Gene Ontology annotation, molecular function: magnesium ion binding; terpene synthase activity. The record is from RefSeq and is a predicted model, not a curated record. NCBI's taxonomy places the organism in Eukaryota, Fungi, Ascomycota, Eurotiomycetes, Eurotiales, Aspergillaceae.
AUGCAGCCGAGUCAUUUUGAUUGCAAGCGCCUGGAUGGGCUCCUGUCGCGUCUCAAAGUGGACGAAGGUGACUUUGGAUACAUGAGCUGCGCUGUGUACGAUACUGCUUGGGUUUCUAUGGUUGCUAAGCCUACGGAUAACGGCAAGGUUUGGCUCUUCCCUGAGUGCUUUCGAUUUGUGCUGGAUACACAGCAAGCGGAUGGGAGCUGGCCCACGUACUCCGCGCCUGUGGAUGGCAUCCUGAACACAGCGGCCUCUCUUUUGUCCAUCAAGGCGCAUCAGGCCAAUUCCUACCAGCUAAAAGAGUACUCUUUUGCCUUGCUGGAAGAGCGGGUGACGAAGGGUGCGGUAGCGCUGGGAAAGUUGUUGCAAGCUUGGGACGUUGAAAACUGCGACCAUGUGGGCUUUGAAAUCCUGGUGCCGCGCAUGCUCUUUUUGCUUGAGGAGGAGGGCUUUCGGUUUGAUUUCCCCGGAAAGAGCGCUCUUACAAAACUUAACAAGCUGAAACUGGCUCGGUUUGACCCGGCAUAUCUCUAUGCUCCGGUCAAGCUGACAGCGGUACACUCUCUCGAAGCCUUUAUCGGACAGAUUGAUUUUGAUCGUGUCCGUCAUCACAAGACCAAUGGCGGGUAUAUGGGCUCGCCCUCGUCAACUGCUGCAUGCCUGAUGUAUGCCUCGACGUGGGAUGAGGAAUCAGAAGACUUCCUGCGUUGGGUAUUCAAGGCCGGCAGUGGGCAAGGCUCUGGUGGAAUGCCCAGUGCCUUUCCUUCAACGUACUUUGAAUUGACUUGGGUGCUUACUACUCUGCUCGAGGGCGGGUUUACUGUCAACGAUAUUGGAAAGGAUCGCGCAGAUAGAUUCGCCUCAUUUCUGCGACGGGCAAUAGACGCCCAGAGUGGUCGCCUGGGCUUCGCAUCGGGCAUGGAAGUCGAUGUAGAUGAUACAGCCAAAUCUCUCCUGACACUCAGUUUGCUCGGUCAUCCAGCAUCGCAUGAUGGCUUGUUGAAGACCUUUGAAGGCGAGACCCACUUCCGGACAUACAAGAAUGAGCGCAACCCGAGCUUAUCAGCAAAUUGCAAUACCUUGGUGGCUCUACUUCACCAGCCGGAUGUUGGUGCCCUAACACCGCAGAUAAUGAAGGCCGCCUCCUUUAUCAGUCGGGCCUGGUGGGAUGGCAACCUCCAAGAUAAAUGGAAUACAUCCGAGUUCUACCCUAUGACACUGAUUGCGGAGGCCUUUGGCAGUCUCCUCCGAGUCUGGGAUCGAGGCGAUCUUCCUGCCCUGCCCGUGACAUUUAUUACAGACUCUGUGCUGAUCACACUCUAUCAAAUUGUCGCGAGCAUCGUUAUGUGCCAAAACGCUAAUGGCUCAUGGGGCCCGGAGCAUUCUAACGAAGUCACAGCCUACGCCAUGUUGGCUCUGUGGAAGGCCUCGAUUGUCCCAGGCGCCAGCGAGCUGACGCAGCAGAUCCAGCGUGCUUUAAUUAAUGGCCGAAAGCACAUCCUGGCCACUACCUUGUGCGCUGAUUCCGCAACCGAGGCUGCCUAUCACUGGAUUGAAAAGGUGAGCUAUCGGUCGGUAGCACUCCUAGAAUCGUACGUGCUAGCGGCACUCAACCUGUCCUCUCAAGACCGACCGUUGCCGGAACUAUCAAAGCGUGGGCAAGAAUUAUCUCCAGUCCGACCCGUAGAUGCCCACCAGCUCAGCCUCGACUGCUUCGAUGCCCCGUUGUUUGGACCAGCGGAUGCGUGGAAACUCCAAGCGGCGUACAUCGAGAGUCGUCUGUUUGCUCCCUACCUGCGCCGCAUAGCUAACGAAAUUGUCCCCGGAAUGAUUGAGAAUGAUCCUGCGUUGGAGAUUAUCCCGUUCAUCUACACGGCCUGCAACUACGCAUCACGCCAGCCGUGCCACACAUUUGUCCUGCGUCAGCAAAUCGGAGCUUUGCUGAUCCAGUCACUCCUUGAGCGAUCGGCCUGUCAGGCGGCCUUCAGGGUUAGCAUGGCAGAGAUCCAGAACCAGACGAUGCAGGCUUUGACUCGUGCGAAAUCUAAGGGGUUGAUGACUCCCGCAACGCGGUCUAACCAGCAAGUGGUAUAA